Messenger RNA from Suhomyces tanzawaensis NRRL Y-17324, 834 nucleotides. RefSeq lists its product as uncharacterized. The annotation marks the transcript as partial. The record is from RefSeq and is a predicted model, not a curated record. Gene Ontology annotation, molecular function: zinc ion binding; ubiquitin protein ligase activity. Gene Ontology annotation, cellular component: cytoplasm. Gene Ontology annotation, biological process: protein ubiquitination. Lineage: Eukaryota; Fungi; Ascomycota; Pichiomycetes; Serinales; Debaryomycetaceae. The transcript has a single exon.
GUCGUUGACGUGGACGUGGAAACAGGCGUCAGCGACCUCCCAAUAUGGAUCCGGGACGUGCUUGAACGAGCGCUUACCGCCAGUGGCAUUCCUGGAUUCAGAAUGAAUGGCAAACUGGCAUCGCAGGACGCCAUCGAUAGCUUGCGAGAAGUGCCUAUCCAAGACUUGAAGGAAAAGGAGUGUGCUAUCUGCUACGAGCUGUACGAAGAGGUGUCUUCUGCCACCAAAACCAGCUCCCAGCCCACGGCGAACGACAAGUCCCACGCAAGAACACAUACCCCUGAUUUAGCUGACAAGUUCAACGAUCCGUCGCUAUUCAUGCCUACCGACGAAAUAUGUCAUUAUUCGAGGUUUCCCAUGCGAAACCUCGCUACCAUAACUCCUACGACGUUAGAAGAAGCAUUUCCCGGGUAUAAGCCGGCGAAGCCAUCCAAGAAAGAGGAAGAAGCACCCCACACGCCUGUGAAGAUGCCCUCCUGUGACCAUAUCUUUGGAAAAUCGUGCAUUAUAGAGUGGUUGAAGAGCAACGUCAGUUGCCCUUUGUGUAGAGAGGAGGUGGAAGCCAAGAAGAACGAUCCGAAGCUGAAGCGAUUGAAUCAAAUUCGUGCCAGCAUGUUUCAUAACUUCAACGACCCGAAUGACGUGGUGAACCACCUCGCCAACCACUCCACCGACGUGUUCAACCCCUACCGUCGUCCGUUCAAUCCUUCCAUCACGCCUUUGACCGACUCCUUCAUGCACCAGGACUGGGCUACUCCCUACAAUUUGGGCAUGCAGAGAACCGAAUCCCGCGAGCCCAACCUCAUUCUUCCAAGACGGUUCCCCUUCCCUGAC